Messenger RNA from Saccostrea echinata, 5816 nucleotides. RefSeq lists its product as uncharacterized. Gene Ontology annotation, biological process: regulation of transcription by RNA polymerase II. NCBI's taxonomy places the organism in Eukaryota, Metazoa, Mollusca, Bivalvia, Ostreida, Ostreidae. The coding region runs from base 282 to 3620 and encodes 1112 amino acids. Gene Ontology annotation, molecular function: DNA-binding transcription factor activity, RNA polymerase II-specific; RNA polymerase II cis-regulatory region sequence-specific DNA binding. The transcript is spliced from 8 exons. The record is from RefSeq and is a predicted model, not a curated record.
UCUGGUUUUUUGUUGCUAUUAGGUGAAUGAUUCCUGCACGUGAUUUUUUUUAUUUUUUUCUGGGGCUGAGUGCAGAUAACUGGAGAUAUUUUUUCUUGUGACUUAAGUGUAGAAAACUAGUGGUGUACAUGUAUUUCUACCAGGAUUCCAGUGUAUAGAGUUUUUAUUGCCCACAGCUCCACUGAUAGCAUCAUUUCUUAUACUUGAAAGAAGGUUAAUUAGAGAAACGUUUAUAGAAUGUCAUUUCUUCUACUUUCUGAGGAGAGACCUGGGUUGCCAAAAUGGCAGUAAAUGUUAAAACAGAACCACCCGGGAUAUUUUCUUGCAUCAACGUCAACGUAAUGGACGAUGAUAAAGAAAAGUCAUUUCAGAUGCGCAAAACAAUGAUGAAAAAAGAAGCCAUGGACCCAAAAUUUCGCAAAGAGUUGAAAGUGGAUGUAGGAGCUGGAAACUUUCAAAACAUGAUGGAGUACAGGGAGGCUCCUGUCAGUCCUGGGGCAUCCAGUGUCCACAGCAUGGACAAUGGAGGGAUGGACAAUUUGGGCUCACCCACCACUCCAUCCUCACCCACUCCAGCCCCAGUAGAAAUUGCUGAUGAGCGUCUGCCAAAUGAGCUGCUGGAUGAAAUUUGUGAAGACAUUGGAAUGAAAGAGGGAAUGGAGCUUGAUUUUGUGGAAUUCCUCAUGGAGCAAGAUAUGGUGGAUCCCCAGGUAUACAUGACUCCAGAGGCCAUAAGGAACACACUGUCUUCAGUGGCUCCAACACCAGCAGCACAUCCUCACAGUAGUCUGACUUCAGUCCCAGCUUCACAAACUCAAGUGACAUCUACUCCAAAGAAUAGUGAAUGGACAUCCAGAGGAUGCAGCAGUCCAACAACUACUUACUCUGUGGCCUCCAGCACAAACUGUACAGUAGCCACUUCCAGUGGAUCAAGCAGUCCUGUAGCAAAGAGGUUCCAUCAUUCUACAUCAGGGCCUUCAAGUCCUGUGCGGACCACUGCUCCUCCACUUUCCCCUCAUGGAGGAGUCUUCAAAGCACCGCCCACUCCACCUACACCUAGACGUUCCUCUCAGUCUCAACAAAGUGUUGCCUCACCAAGUAUAUCAAGUACUGUAGGGCCACAGGUACAGAGACCCUACUCUCCAGCCAGUGUGCCUUCCUCCCCCUCACAGAAAUCCAUGCCACCUCAAUUUCACCAAUCUCAGUCACAGACACAGAUGGCCCCACCUAAGUCUAUCCCACCACACAUGCAAAGGCAGAAUAGCCAACACAACUACCAGAGACUGGGGAGACCAGCCCCUCCUAAUGUUAACAUACAGAACAUGCCCCAGCAUCAGAAGUGGACAGGUCCACCUAAUGGUCAGAUGCCGAAUGGCAUGAUGGGAAAUCAGCCGUGUUCUAUGAACAAUAUGGGGUAUCCUGCAAAUCAGCAGUUUCAGAGGUCAAUGGAAUCAUGUGACAAUGGAUAUUAUUCAGGGGAUACAGCCAGUGUGAGGAGUUAUGGGUCAUCAUCAGUAUCAUCAACUGUCCCCUCCUCUGCCUCGUCUGCUCAGACUGCCAUUCACAAUCAAAACUUCAACAACCGACAGACACUGCAGAACAUGCCUCCUCAACAACAAAAAAAUGUACACUUUAGUGAUCUGCAGGGACAUCACCAAAAUGGGGUGUCUAUCCAGAGACAGAACUCGGCAGGGUACAAUCAGGGCUAUGAGUCCAGUGACUGUGAUUUAGAGAAUGAGUUUAGUCAGAGAAAUGUGCCAUCAAAGAUCAUGCCUCGACUAACACCUUCCAUGAAACCUGAUAUUGCUCCAUAUAUGGUGCCUGGCAAUAACAAUGGUUCCAUGAGUCCUUAUGGAGACUACUCCAGAGGAAGCAAUAGUCGACCAGGCAGUGGCGAGAAUCCAAUGGUUUCUAUGCAAAAUGACUAUUUUUCACAAAAGCCUAGUGAAAUGUUUAAUGUGGAUGAUAAUCAGAAUUCAAUGCACAUCAACAAUUAUAAUAAUUCUAUGCAACAUCCACAACAAAGUGAGAUUCAAGAAUCUGGCUACAGACCUUCUUGUUCAGGAGGUGCUCCUAUAGGAAUGCAGCCUCUGAGGCAUUUUGAUGGACCUGGACCAAACUGUGGCAUGCCACAAGGAGAAGCAUUAGGGGACCCCAUGUAUAUGGACAGAACGGAUGCAUACAAAAUAGCAAUGGGAUAUUGUGAUAAUCAGUAUGAACCACAAGGCCAGAAUAUGAACAACAGCUGUAUGAAUAUGGACCAAAAAAUGGGCCCAGGUAUGAUGAAUCCUAAUCAGGGAUACCCAGGUGAAAAUUACUGUCAAAAUCCUAUGCAAAAUAAUGGACCACGUGGCAUGCCUAUGCAGAAUCCUCACAUGAUGGGAGGUCCACCACAGGGAAAUAUGACUGGUGGUUAUGAACAAAGUCAAUACAACAAUCGUAUGCAAUCAAGUGCCAAUAUGAACAAUUCAAUGUAUUCGAAUCCACAAACGCCGAUUAGUGCUGAAAACUUACAGUGUCAGAACCCUGGAGUGAAUGGACAGAAUUGGGUUGGACCCCAAACUCCAGGAAUGCAAUCCAAGCCACCUCAUCAAGGGAUGGCUCCAGGAAUGAACAUGCACCCACAGCAGGGCAUGCAGACCCCAGGGUCCAGCCCCAUGCCCCCUUGCACUCAGCCAAACUGCCAGAGCUGUAAAACUGGAUCACCUCACCGACCACCUAUGUUGGCAUCCCAGCAGACUUUCAUUCAACAUCUCAUUUCUGAUCGUUCUAAUGCCUUCCGCUCUCAUCCUCUCUUUCCUUUACUUCGAGAUCUCAUCAUUGCAGAUAUGAACUUCUGUUCACCAAGUUUUCCUUACCAACUCAUUAGUAAUUUACCUGCUGACUUUGACAAGCUGUUGCAGAAUUUUCUAUCUCGGAACCCACCUUCAGGAACAUAUCAGGGCAAUUUCGCAAUAGAGAGUGUUAUUAUGGAUGCUCUGAAGUAUGCUCAUCACUGCCUUAUAGAGAAAAUUCGGGAUAGACAAGAACAGGACAAAGUGACCAAAAGCACAUCUAAAUCAUUGAGUGCCAUUGAAGAGUUCUGUGAGAAGUUUGACCGCUCAGUUCGGCAAAACAUCAUCAAGCCAGCAACAUUUCAGUUGCCAAACCACAGUGGAGGGGUGAGCUCAUCAUCCAUGCCCGGCCAACCAAUGGGAGGGAAUAUGACCCCCACCAUGGGUACCCCCACAAAGGACCACAAGUUUAGCAGCAUGGAUGGCAUGAUGAUGCAGGGGUUAUUUGCUUCACCGAAUGCAAAGAAAGGCCUAGAUCUGAGUGCCAUUUGUUCUCCACAUUUCAAGUCACUGAAGGAUUUGGCAGAUUGCAGCGACUCUACUAGUAUUGUCAGCAGCAGUAGCAACCAUGGAAAGUCUGAGUCUAAAAAACAUCCAAGUCUGCCAAAAGAGGCUGUAGCCAUUAUGCUAGAAUGGUUAAGACAACACAAAGACAACCCAUAUCCCAACGAUGAUGAAAAGGCCAUGCUAAUUAAACAAACAGGACUGACUAUAAAUCAAAUUAAUUACUGGUUCACAAAUGCCAGGAGAAGAAUUCUGCCUAAAUGGGCCCAACAGUGUAAGUGAACAGGAUUCUGCCAUUAAAUGCCCAGUUUCUGGAGUAAGUGGCACAGAGUUCUGUGAUUCCUGGAAAAUUGUUACAUAUCACAAAACAGUGCCUGACGUUAUAGUCCAAGGGGAGUAACUCUUGAAACUUACUGGGAGCAUCCCUGGUGAACAGAGCGGACAUUACACAUCAGCAUUUUGAGAUAGUAUUCUUGGAUAACUUGUGAAAUGUGUUCAUUGUCCAUGACAAUUCUGGUUAGUGCUUUGUUUACAAAUCUAUUUAGAGUAUUAUUUUGUGAUGUCCAAUAUUGAUAUCAAAGCCAUGUUAUGCUAUGCACAGAAGUUAGCAUUACUUUUCUCUGUGAUUUUAGAUGGUCCUGCAAGGACUUUUAUUCUGUAAUAAUUGUGUCCUAAGGACUAGUAACAUUAACUUAUUCAUAGUUUUAGGGGGGAAAAAAAGCUAUUACCAAAGCUUUAUGCAUAAACUUUACCAGUGUAAGCAAUAAUUGGUGUUUUUUAUGUAAACUUCUUUAAGCUUUUAGAGAGGAUUUUAUUCUGUAUGUUAUAUUUAUAGUAAUUUUUUUUUUAAUUUUUAUUUAAUAUUUAGUACCUUAACUAGAAAGGACACAAACUCAGAGAGCUCAUAGUUUCAGUGUUGCUGUCUGAAUUUUAUACUGACUUUUUUGAAAGUGGCCUUCAUUCAAUUUUUAUUUUCACCCAUUGAAACAAAUAUAUUAACAACCAGAGAGAUCAAAGUGUAUAUACCUUAAUACAACAAAAACGUGCCAAACUGUCUCCUGUUUGUCUGAUAUUCCACGAGAAUUUGGUGCACUUUGUAAUACUAGUAUGUAGGUAUAGCUAUAAGAAUACUCAUUUUGUCUUUUGUUUUAGUUCUAAGAUAUUGAUUAUAGUAAAUUUUUAAGCAACUUUCACCUGACCAUUUUUAAACUCAUCAGGGGGAUGUGACAUCCUCUGGGAAAAGUCAUGAAAUAAUGUUCCUGAUUCUCUUUACUUUUGCUUGAUAUACCUGUACAAAUGUAGAGCUCUUGUUGUCAGAUUCUGUAACUUGUCGGAUCCUCUGUUUUUUGCUGGUUCUCUUUCCUUCCUUUUUUUUUUUCUUGAAGAUUUCCGCUGUAAAGUUUGUAUAUAGUGUGUGUUCAGUGGAAUCAUUAUGUUAUGAAUCAAUUGUUUAUCUUACUGAGAGGUUUAUUGAAAGAGUUUAAUCACAGUUUUAUAUAUCAUACAUGUUCAUGAAUGAUUGGCACCUGAAAUUCCACUGGCCAGUGUGUGUUGUUUAGAAUUUUUUAAAACAUUUUUUACAGCAGUAUUAAUGAAGGUAGAACAUUUUUCAGUUGUCUUUUUAUUUUGAUACUGGAAUAAUUGCUGCAUUUUAUAAUCUUUCAGAAUUUUUUUUUUUAGAAAUCGGUAUCAUCAAUAAGCUUUAGUAGAUAAGGAGAUGUUAAAAUAAAAACUAGGAUUUUGCAAGUACAUGUAUUGAUGAACAAAAUAAUUAUGCUGUACCAAAGAUCUUCAGAGGAUUACUUUGUUUUAAGCUUUAAGUUUAUGACAAAAUUAUCUGUGUUACCUUUGUACAAGUGAUUCAUUCCAGUAUGGUUUUAAUUUCAUCAAAAAGUUGUAAAGUGUACAAUUACCUCACUAGAACAGAUAGAGACAUAUCAUUUACAAACCUGAUCAAUUAUUCUUUCUUUAAGUAAAAUUAGUUGUGAUAAAUCUUUGGUAAAAUAUAUUUCAAAUUUCAUUCCAGUAAACUUUCUAUAUAAAAGUUUUAUAACAUUUUAUAAAAGUUCAAAAACCUUUUAUAUAUGUGCCCAGGUGCAUAAUUUUUUCUCAAGUUCUUGAUAUUUCAUUCAGUUUGGUUUAAAUCUGUAAUCACAUGUGGCAGGUCACAAAAAUUUUUCUUAUCAAAAAAUUAAUGUUAAGAAUUUUUUUUAUAUUUUUUUAAAACAACUGAUUUUUGUACGCCCGUCUGAAGACGGGACGUAUUAUUUAAGUUAUGGACUGUGCCUUGAUCUUACAUUCACUUUUAAUUCUGAUAUUUUACUCUAACAUGUAUAUGAUAGGUUGUAUCCAUGCAGCAUGUAAAUAUUGUGCCUUAUAACAUGCUAUUAAUAGAUGUAAAAGGUGUUUACCAAUAUGAAAAUGCUUUAGAAUAUGUCAACUUUUUUUUACCUCAUUAAAAUUGUGAUGUUGAUUUAA